AUGACUCAAAAUCUUGAAUAUUUUUGCAAAAAACCUAUUAAAAGCGAUGAAGAAAUCGUAUACGGUUCAAAUUAUAACUUUACUUUAGAUAUUGAAACGCUUUUAAUAAACCCAAUAAAGAACGAAAGAGCAAAAUAUUAUAAGAAAACGAGAUUUAAUAAACCAUUUAGUCUUCAAAAUAGUUCUAUUCUAUAUCGUAAAAACAAAGAAGCACAAUUUGCUCUUGCCGGACUAAAGCUAAAGUCGGAUGAGAAAUCAGAGAUAAUUAGCAAAAUGUGGAAAAGCGAGCCUCGAAAUAUUAAGGAAAUAUUCAAUGCACUUUAUAGAAUGAAUAAAGCAUUUCAUAUCAAGAAAUAUGGAAAUAAAUCUCACCCGAGGCAGCAAGCAAGAUUAGUCGAAUCAAAUUUUUCAUCACCAGACUUUGAUAAUAACCCUCAACCGAAACUUUACAGUAACAAUGUUCAACAUAUGGCAGAUUUUGAAAUGUUCCCGAAUUCAACUUCUAUGGAGGUUGAUAACGACAUUUUUCAAGAUUUGAAUUAUGAUUUUGAUUUUGAGUUGUUCUCGGCUGCUUCCUCUCCGAAAACAUCAACAGACUUUUAUGGUGACGAUUUUAAAUGUGAAUUGAAUUCUUUCCCAUCGUUGAACGAGAUUGAAUCAAAGAAUACAACACCCGUCACAGAAUUGCAACAACUUGAUAACGUUAACUUAUAUCAUGAUGAGUGUCCACCUUUUCUAUCAGAUAUAAGAACUCGCCAAGAACAUCUCAAAGGUACUUUACUUUAUCUAAUAAAGAAGACUAACUAA
Molecule: messenger RNA, 807 nt
Organism: Funneliformis geosporum
Lineage: Eukaryota; Fungi; Glomeromycota; Glomeromycetes; Glomerales; Glomeraceae
Source: the annotation of a GenBank genome assembly